Molecule: messenger RNA, 2799 nt
Organism: Oncorhynchus tshawytscha (Chinook salmon)
Lineage: Eukaryota; Metazoa; Chordata; Actinopteri; Salmoniformes; Salmonidae
Product: gastrula zinc finger protein XlCGF17.1
Exons: 2
Coding region: 18-806 (262 amino acids)
Source: RefSeq, a predicted model, not a curated record
AGAUAACAUCUCCGACCAUGAGUUCACUGAGCUACUCUCCUCCUGAUAAAGAAGAGGAGGUCUGCUGGACGGAGAAAGAGGGUCUGUGGCUGAAUGUUGUCGUAAAAGAGGAGAAGGAAGAGGAGGAUGUCACAGUAACAAAAGUAGAGGAUGAGGAUGUUGCAGUGAAAGAAGAGAAAGAGGAGGAUCCCGGUUUUGGAGUGAAGGAGGAGGGAGAGAUAACUGUCAUAUUGGAAGAAGAAGAGGAGGAUACUGGACAUCUGAUUAACCCCAGAGAGAGACGUAACUAUUGUGGAUCCUCUAGAGAGCCUCAACAACAUCAUGACGCGGAGAAGAGACUCUCCACAUCAGAACACCUCAAGAAACACCAGCGGAAACCCACAGGGAAGAAACUUCAUCGCUGUUCUGACUGUGGGAAGAGUUACUCAAGAUCAGAUUCACUUAAAGUACACCAGAAAAUUCACACUGGCGAUAAAUCUCACCGCUGCUCUGACUGUGGGAAGAGUUACUCCAGAUCAGAUUCACUCAAAGUACACCAGAGAAUACACACGGCAGAGAAAACGUAUAGCUGUGAUCAAUGUGGGAAGAGUUUUACUUCACCUAGCCAGCUGACUAUACACCAGAGAACACACACAGGAGAGAAACCUUUCCGCUGCUCUGACUGUGGAAAGAGUUUUGUUAUCGCGGGAAAUUUAAAAUCACACCAGAGAACACACACAGGAGAGAAACCUUAUAGCUGUAAUCAAUGUGGGAAGAAUUUUGCUUACUCGAGCAGCCUGAUAGCACAUUUAAAAACACACACAUGAGAGAAUCUACUGCGUUGACUGUGGGGAGACCUUUUCAAAAUCAUCUACAUUACAAUCACACCAGAGAAUUCACACAGGACAGAAAUCUUAUAUUAUUUUAAUGAUGUCACAAUGUAGAAUCCUAAACGUUUGCCCCCUGUUCUAUUGAUUUCAGCAUAAUGUGGAUAUUAGGGGGAAAAUCCAGGCUCUGAAUUGAAAGAGUUCUAUUUAUGUGAUUUAACAAAAAGUGACUAACAAAAGAAAGUGUUGUGUUAGACUUACCUCGUCGGUGACCCACUUGAAUCAAAAAUGCAACACUUUAAAAUGUAGCGAGCUGUUUUCUACAAAUUGUCCUCUAACCAGUGAUGUGCACAUUAUUCCCAGAUUCUGUGUGAUAUCGAUUUGAGUGAUGCCAAGUAAAUUUUGCAUUUAUCUUCGUUUAUGGGGACCCCUAAAUUUAAAUGCAUCACUCCAAAGUGUAGCUGACUGUCUUCUGCAGGUUGUCCUCUAACCAGUGAGGUAAAAGAUAUCUCCCAUUUCCAUGUGUUUUUUUUUUAGUUGUUUUAGUUUCAACAGCAACCUACAACCUGAUUUUUAUCCGAUCGAUGUCCGUAAUUUAUUGCCACUUUGUUAAAACAACAGUGUUUUUUGGUGCUCGUUUAAAAAAUAAUUCCAGGAAUAUGAUUAUUAUUGUGUUUGUGUAUAUAGCACAUUUUAUGUUUAGGUUUUGAAUUUAUCCCAAACUGUUUCUGCAUAUUGGUGAUGGAUUUGGACGCGUUAAAACUGUGUUUUCACUUUGGGGAUGUUUUCCCCCCCUAGCGAGCGACGUUGAAAGAAAGACCGAAGUUCAAUCUACGUUUUUAAAGUAUUAAAGACUUUAUUUUUUCAACGUUUUUAACUUUAAGUUAAUUAUUGCCAAUACAUAUGACCAAAGGGGGUGGCAUUUCAUCCUAUUUACAUUUCAUGUAACAUUUUAGUAAUCCUAAUUAUUUACGCAACCAACUGACAAUUUGUUUUACUAUCAUAUUGUUUACUAAAAUAAAACUAGAUUAUAUUUCUGGUUGGAUAUUUGGUUUUGAUAUUUCAUAUUACAUAAAUGUAAUAUAACAUUUAGUAAUCAUAAUUAUUUAUGCAACUAACUUACAAUUUAUUUUUGUAUAAUUAUAUUGUUUACUAACAAUGUCAUAAAUCAAGCUUAUAGUUUGUGCCAGGAGUCAUUACAUCCUAUUCUUACUAUUUUAAUCAAUGUAAUUUCCUUAAAAUGAUCAUUAGUUUUUCAGUUAUUAUUGUUAUUCUUUAGUUUUUUUAUCCUCAUGAUUGUUGUAAAUAUUUCAGUUUUUAUUUUCAUUUGUUUUUUUUUUAAUAAUUUUUUUUCUUUUGAAGCGCAUUGAUUUGGUUCCAUAACUAAAAUGUGCAUAAAUAUGUGUAAAUAAAGCUUGAUUUGAUUUGAAUCAACAGACUUUUUGCCAAACCAAUGAACAAAUAUGUGUAAAAGCAACACAUCUUGGUCCAUCUUAGUAUGAAAACAGCAUCUAAUUCUGUUUUUAUGUGAACAUUGUGCAUGGUAUGUAAGUUUAUCACUUUCAAUCAAUCCAGUGCAUUUUUGUUUGGAUUCAACUACUGAAACAAUCAAACAGAUCAAUCCCACUUUUCCAGCCUGCUGAAGGUGUGGUGGAGUGGUAAACACCACCCCCGGCUCUACCAGGGGCUUGAGGUGGUCUCCCACAGCUCUGCUUAUGUCAUGUUCUGUGGCCUUGCCGUUCCAUUUCUUGACUGCCCCUGCAACACAGAAAUAAACACAUUUAGUCAUAUUAUAUAAAACAGUCGAAGUAAUGGAUAAGGAGCAUCUAUGGCCUCAGUUACACCUGGCACCUAAAUGUGACUGCUGUCAUCUGAUCACUCCAAUCUGCAUUAGGUUCAGCACAGAAAGAAACACAUUUAGUCAUAUUAUACUGAACAAAUAGAAACGCAACAUGUAAAGUGUUGGUCCCAUGUUUCAUGAGCUGAAAUAAAA